Messenger RNA from Rasamsonia emersonii CBS 393.64, 624 nucleotides. Its product is annotated as Methylsterol oxidase. Gene Ontology annotation, biological process: ergosterol biosynthetic process. The transcript has 7 exons. The record is from RefSeq and is a predicted model, not a curated record. NCBI's taxonomy places the organism in Eukaryota, Fungi, Ascomycota, Eurotiomycetes, Eurotiales, Trichocomaceae. Bases 1 to 624 code for a protein of 207 amino acids. Gene Ontology annotation, molecular function: C-4 methylsterol oxidase activity; iron ion binding.
AUGCGCACCUUAAUGUUGCAGAGCGACUAUGGGCUGCAUGAUCUUUACCCUGGAUCAUCAUUGACACCCUUGGACUGUUUCGGAAAUACAAAAUCCAAAGUGCAAGUUAGCUCAAUCCCUAAUAACAAGGUGCCAUCGGCACAGGAGCAGUGGACUUGUGCCAAGCUGGUCCUCCUUAGCCACUUCACUGUUGAGCUACCUCAAAUAUGGCUCUUCCACCCUAUGGCACAGUAUUUCGGUCUUUCUACUACUGUGCCGUUCCCGUCUCUCUGGACCAUGGCAUACCAGAUUGCCAUCUUCUUUGUUAUGGAAGAUACUUGGCAUUACUGGUCACAUCGUGCACUUCACUGGGGCCCUCUUUACAAGGCCAUCCACAAGAUCCAUCACCAGUAUUCUGCACCCUUUGGAUUAGCGGCAGAAUAUGCAUCACCUAUUGAAGUGAUGACGGGAGAAGAAGUUGCAGAAGAGCGUCAGGUUCUGAUUUACUCGAGGUCUCUUUCACCUAGCUGCGUUACUACUAAUUUGCGAAUCAUUCCCGAUCUUUCAAGAACCCUGGGCCUGAGAAUUAGAAGUUUAGAGAGCGUUUUUCAGUCAGAGACUAUGCACGCUCUGCCUACUACCUAG